Iphiclides podalirius (scarce swallowtail) is the source of this 465-nucleotide messenger RNA. Lineage: Eukaryota; Metazoa; Arthropoda; Insecta; Lepidoptera; Papilionidae. The record is from the annotation of a GenBank genome assembly.
AUGAAGAAGUUUCUGAUUUUCCUGGCGCUCAUGGUGGCCGUGUGCUACGCCGCCCCAACCGAGCCGGAGGCCGAGGCCGAGGCGCCUCUCGUAGAAGACGCGGACGCGAUUCCGGAGCCAAUGCAGGGCCCCUUGGCCGAUUUAUGCAAAUAUCCACUGACGUUAGUCCCCUACUUGAAGGACAAUUUGAAUAAUCCCGUAGUGGAAGCAAUCAUUAAAAUGUUGUGUCCGAUGAAGAAGUUUCUGAUUUUCCUGGCGCUCACGGUGGCCGUGUGCUACGCCGCCCCAACGGAGCCGGAGGCCGAGGCCGAGGCGCCUCCCGCAGAAGCCAUAGACGCGAUUCCGGAGCCAAUGCAGGGCCCCUUGGCCGAAUUAUGCAAAUUGCCACUGACCUUGGUCCCUUACUUGAAGGACAAUUUGAAUAAUCCCAUAGUCGAUAAAAUCGUAAGCAUGUUGUGUCCUUUC